AUGCUGAAAAGUACGACAAAGAUUGACAGAACAAAGCGAGAACAAAACAGGAUAUUACUGGAAAAAAAACUAUCCAAGGACUCCGUCACAUCCACGAAGUUCUGUGAUUCGUCCGAGGAGAGAGAAGGAGGGUCGAGCACCAGUAGUAAUGCCAGCUUGCAUCUGUCGGAAAAACCAAACAUUACAAGAACGUUAGAUGUGAAUAAUACAAGUUCGUUUUUAUCAGAUCAGAAGACGAAGUCCAAGGGGGGUUCUAUCAAGUCAGGUAGAAAGCAUUCGCAACACACGUUGAGCAAAGUGAACAUCCUGGAUAGAGGAAACGACGACAAAGUACACGGUAACACGUCAGUAGGGAAGUCUAGAAGGAGUAGCAUACCGUUAGAUGAGAGCAAAAUUUCCAGCAAGACCAACAGUGUCAUAGUUGAGGAUUCUAUAAACAACCAGGACUAUAGUACUGAAAAAAGAACGGAAAGAAGCAGCACAGAAUUUUUAAACAUCGAAGGAAAUAUCCCACAUAUAUUAAGUAGGGCUGAUAAUAUAGCAGGUGGUGAUUUUAACAGGUUUCCUCGUACGAUUUCGUUUAAGGACAAUUUGGUAAACGCGCAGGGUAAUUUGUACAGCACCGUUAGGGAAGAUUUCUCGUACCUUUAUGCACCCAGCAAGGUUGACCCGGGUAGAAGUCAUCUAGGUUAUUAUAACGCACCUGAAGUUUUUAAUUCUUACCCAAGUGGUAGUUUGACCUCCUCAGGGGGGGGUUAUAGCUUCAGUCCAUAUGGUGAAAGCCUUGUGGACGCAAGCACGAACGGCGAAUUGAACCAUUUUUCGACGAAUAUAUUGAACACGCAAGGUGGUAGUCACGUGGGGGCCGACGCGUACGCGAGUAGCAAUUUAGGCACAUUCCGAGGUGACACUUGGGGGACGCACCAAGGUAACAAUUGGCGAACGUACAACGGUAACAAUUGGGGAACGUACCAGGGUGACUACGUCGGGGCCUACCCCAGCACUAACGGGGGAUUGAAUCCAAAUAUCCUAAACUCGUAUGAACAGAAAAACGUAACCUUCAGCGAAGGUGUGAAGUCUACAUAUACCCUACCCUUUACACAUCCGAACAACAUUGAACAGCCCUUAGGGAAGUACGAGGAGGUAUACAAAGCAGCGGCAAAUGAAAGGUUCCCCCCUUCCAAAGUAGCAAAUGAAAUGGACUUUACAAAUAUGUACACUAGUCAUACACCUAUAGGCAGUAACGACAGCAGUAGAGUAGGCACCUUGGGGGAUUAUGAGAAUAGGGGGGAUACCCAUUUGUCUGACAAGACUUCCUAUUAUGUGAAUAAUGCUAGUGAAAGUGCGUCCCUUGUAGGAGGGGUUCAUUUGGGACCUCUGUUGAGUAGGAGGAACGUGUACGACACGUUUGGUGGUGAGUCCGCCAGUGGGAAUGGCGCCUCAGCAUUGGCAUCACCAUUGACAUCACCAUUGGUAGGUGAGCCAGCACCUGCAUCCGUAUCUGCGACUGGAAGCAGCACGACGGGUGGUUUGCCAAAUGGAGACGACGUGUUGAAGUUCAAAACGGCAGAAUUUCCAAACUAUGGGGAGUACAGUUUUAAGGGUAGCACCGCAGAGGAGAAUGGUGUCCUUGCUAGCUUGGACAAUGUAGUGAAGGCAAACGAGGUGAUCGAAAGUGAGAAAGUAAAGAAUGAGGUGUCCAUGUGUGAGGAGGUCACAUCGCACACAGACUAUUCACGCGCAACACACACCUCUCACGUUGUGGACAAGCGAAUUGUACAUGAAGGAUUUGAUACGAUUAAGAUACCGAAAUAUAGGGAAGUAGAGAUAGUAGAAAAAAUUGUGGAAGUUCCCGUGGUGCAUAAGGUUAAUAAGUACAUAAAUAAAUAUGAGGUUAAAGAAGUGCAAAAGGUCGUUAAGAAGCCUAUCAAUAAGUACGUAGAAACCAAAAUAGAGGUGCCUGAGUUCCAUUUCCAGGACAAAAUUGUAGAAGUGCCAGAACUGCAAGAAGUGGUAAAGAUUGUAGAGAAGCCAGAAAUAAAGGAGCGGAUAAUUUAUAAGAAUAAGAUUGAGACGAAAAUUAUCCCCAAGUAUAUUGAAGUGCCUGUCGUAAAAAUAGUGAACAAAUACGAAAGCUAUGACGAUAUAGGGGAGGUAAUAAAAACUGUGCCGGUGAAGAAAAUUGUAGAAAUUCCACAUGAGGUGAUCAGAAAGGUUAAGGUACCCGUUCGGAAAAUUAUAGAACAGCCCAAUUAUGUGCCCAUUAUAAAGUACCGUGAUGUUCCUAUCGAGAAGAUACGUUACGUGCCUAAAAUUGAGACGGUGGAACUUGUUAAGACGAUCCCCAAGGUGAUUGACAUUCCUGUCCCUGUGAGGGUUCCAAAGAUAAAGGUGAUAGACAAGCCGUUCUAUAUAAACAAGUACGUGGACCACCCGGUAGUUGUGCCGGUGUCUAGGAGGGUGAAGCCUGUUUACAAAUAUGGGGGCAAGAAGGUGAUCGAAAUACCCAUUCAUAAGCCUUACAUAGUUACGCACGACACGGUGGUGCGUAAGGAUGUGCAGAAUGGGAUGACCAACGGUAGGUGUUCCGUGUAUGCCAGGAAGCUGGACCUGAAUGCAUUCGACCCGGCCAAGCGGAAUGAGCUCUUCAACUUGGUGAACGGGGGCAACUUCAACUUGGAGCGGUCCGUCAGCGUGGACAACAUAGGGGGUAGCAUAGGCUGUGGCAAUAUCGGAGGUAGAAUCGCCUGUGGUGGGGGUGCUGGCCGUCCUGGCGGGUUGCACUUUACGAAAAGCCUGAACAGUGGUGCGAACGCUAACGUGAAUGUGCCCAACAUGAACGCGCCGUAUGGGGUCGACUUUUACUCAAACGGUGUGGGCCUCCCAAAUGGGGCGAAUGGGUUGAACGGAUUGAACGCUCCGUUUGUCGGCACGGGGGGUUUACCCAGUACGUCUAACCAGCAGGGGGUGCAGCACCCAAAUUUCACAGCGCCCAUUUCGAUGUACAACGCGAAUUGCGACACGGGGAGAAAGGAUGGAAGAGGCAGUAACGACCUACCAGGGGGUCUUGCACACAGCUCGAACUUCCAUCGCGGUUUAGCCAGUAGCAACCCGGUGUACGAAAGGAGGGGGGUUGCAAACGGGCAAGGAGGUGAGGUAGCAACUAAUGUGGGAAGCAAUUUUUGGGGUGGCGAAAGUCUAAGGAGAUACCAAUCCAAUGCUCGUGCGAAUGUGCCUCAGUAUGUUAGUGGGGGUAGUGACAGACGUAUGCGUCCUAUGGGCAGCACGAACCACUCCAACACGAUCAACCACUCCAACACGAUCAACCACUCCAACACGAUCAACCACUCCAACACGAUCAACCACUCCAACACGAUCAACCACUCCAACACGAUCAACCAUUCCAACACAAUCAACCAUUCCAAUUCCUUGAACCACGCCAACACAGUCAGUCACGCCAACACAGUCAGUCACGCCAAUACUGGUAGCCACACCAACAAGAUGAACCACUCAAACACCAUGAGCAACAUGAGCAACAUGAACACGAUGAGCAGCAUGAACAACGGCACGAGUGCACUCCGGUCGAGGAGUCCCAGUGCGUGUUCAGCCGAUGGGAUCAGCGCGUACGUGGUAGAGUAUGUGGGCGACGAGGACAAGAGGUUCAGGGAAGGAGGCUUUUCCAAUGGGUUCAGUAACCAGUUGGCAGACGAGAUGGGAAGUAAUUAUUCGUUCAGCGGGACGGUCAUGAAUUCGAAGAAUGAAUCAUCUUAG
Messenger RNA from Plasmodium coatneyi, 3771 nucleotides. RefSeq lists its product as uncharacterized. The record is from RefSeq and is a predicted model, not a curated record. NCBI's taxonomy places the organism in Eukaryota, Apicomplexa, Aconoidasida, Haemosporida, Plasmodiidae. Bases 1 to 3771 code for a protein of 1256 amino acids. The transcript has 3 exons.